AUGAUAACUCCUUAAGAAUAACUUGAUAUUAUCAUAAAGAAGAUUAAGUCAUUUUUAAAUUCAAAAUCAUAAUCUACAAUUAGAACUUUAGGAAAAACAUUCAGAGGCUUCGAAUCUUUCGAUUAAAAAUGUAGAAUUGACAAGGAUGAGUUUCUAAUUGGAUUAAAAUAAAAUGGUGUCGUAUUAACUAAGUUUUAAACAGAUUUUCUAUUGAAUUAUCUUGACAGAAACAGAGAUGGAUCUAUUGAUGUAGCAGAGUUUCUUUAUUUAAUUAGAGGAUCACCGAAUGAGUAUAGAUUAGAAGUUAUUGUUUAAGCAUUCAGAAAGUUUGAUAAAGAAAAUUUAGGAUUUAUAGUUGCAGAUGAUUUCAAAGGAAUAUUUAAUGCUAAAAAUCAUCCUAAAGUAACAAGAGGAGAAUUGACAGAAGAUCAAGCAUAUAUAGAGUUUUUACAAUAUUUCAAAGAAGGAAAUAAGUCAGGCCAUAUUUCAUUGAAUGAAUGGAAGGAAUACUACGCUGCAGUUAGUGCUGAUAUAGAAUCUGAUGAGAACUUUAUUGCUUUAAUAAAAGAAACCUGGAGAUUAAAAUGA
Paramecium tetraurelia is the source of this 588-nucleotide messenger RNA. RefSeq lists its product as uncharacterized. The transcript is spliced from 5 exons. Gene Ontology annotation, molecular function: calcium ion binding. The record is from RefSeq and is a predicted model, not a curated record. NCBI's taxonomy places the organism in Eukaryota, Ciliophora, Oligohymenophorea, Peniculida, Parameciidae.